Molecule: messenger RNA, 1695 nt
Organism: Monoraphidium neglectum
Lineage: Eukaryota; Viridiplantae; Chlorophyta; Chlorophyceae; Sphaeropleales; Selenastraceae
Product: alpha-1,3-glucosyltransferase
Exons: 6
Coding region: 1-1695 (564 amino acids)
Biological process (GO): protein N-linked glycosylation
Cellular component (GO): endoplasmic reticulum membrane
Molecular function (GO): dolichyl pyrophosphate Man9GlcNAc2 alpha-1,3-glucosyltransferase activity
Source: RefSeq, a predicted model, not a curated record
AUGGGCGAUGCUGGUUCAAGCCGAACCGGCCAGCGCGGGCCUGGCGCGCUCGUGCUGUUGUCUGCGUGCGGGGUGCUGCUGCGGCUGCUGGUCGGCCUCUCCCCGUAUUCAGGCGCGGGCGACGCGCCCAAGUUUGGUGACUACGAGGCGCAGCGCCACUGGAUGGAGAUCACCACCAACACGCCGCCGCGCAGCUGGUACCAGGAUGGGCCCCACAACAACGCCUCCUACUGGCCCCUGGACUACCCCCCGCUGUCAGGCUACCAGAGCUGGAUCCACGGCAAGAUGGUGGCUGCGUUUGAGCCCGAGGCGGUCGCCCUUGGCUCCUCCCGGGGCUACGAGACGCCGUCAUCCAAGAGCCUGCUGCGCUGGACCGUCGUCCUAUCUGACGUCCUCACCUUCUUCCCCGCCGCCCUGCUCUCGGCGCGCCUCCUGAGGCCGGCGGCGGGGGCGGCCAGGGCGGCCGGGGCAGGGGCGGGCGCUGGCGCGAGCGCCGAGCUGUUUGCGCUCGCGGCGCUGCUGCUGCAGCCAGCGCACGUCCUGACCGACCACGGCCACUUCCAGUACAAUUGCAUCAGCCUCGGCCUCGCGCUCGGCGGCGCGGUGGCCAUCGCGGCGCACGGGCGGCGCGUACUGGGCAGCGUCCUGUUCUGCGCGGCGCUGAGCCACAAGCAGAUGAGCCUGGCUUACGCGCCCGCGUUCUUCGCGCACCUGCUGGGCAGCUCCCUCCAGGCGCCGGGCCUGCCUCGCCAGGUGAGCGCCGUGGCCGUGCUGGGGGUGACUGUCAUCGCCAGCUUUGGGGUCAUGUGGGCUCCUUACCUUACAUCUCUGGACAGCCUGAUGGAGGUCGUGUCCCGCAUAUUCCCAGUCCGCCGCGGACUGUAUGAGGACUACCUGCCCAACUGGUGGUGCGCCACGUCAGUCGCAAUUAAGUGGAAGGACCUGGCCAGCAACACAGCCCUCGUCCGUGCGUGCGCGGGGCUGGCGCUGCUGGCGUGCGCGCCCUCCAUGGUGCAGCAGGUGCUGGCGCCAUCGCCGCAGGGGCUGCUGCUGGCCAUGGUCAACAGCGGCUUUGGCUUCUUCAUGUUCGGCUACCAGGUCCACGAAAAGUCGAUUCUGCUGCCCCUGAUGCCCAUCACCGCCCUCGCGGCCUGGGAGCCGGACGCCGCGAUAUGGGGCCCAGUGGUCGCGGCCUUCUCCAUGUACCCCCUGCUGGAGAGGGAUGGCCUGGCGCUGCCCUAUGCCGGCGCAAUUGCCAUGUACCUGGCAGUCAUGGGGAAGCUGCGGGACGCGGCCUUCUCAGGCAGCGGCACGCCGCAGCGCGCGGCAGGCUGGCUGGCAGCGGCGGGGCAGGGGGCCAUAUGGGGCGGCGGCGCCGCCGCGCUUGCGCUGCAUGCGGCGCGCGCGCUGCUGCCGCCGCCGGAGCGGCUGCCGUGGCUGUGGGACCGCGCUUUCAUAUCGCUGGCGUUUGUGUAUGUGGUGGCGGGCAUGUGCUACUUCAACUGGCGGCAAUGGGCGCAGCCCGCCAGCGGUGGUAUCGUGUCCGCGACACCGAACGGCGUAGCGCCGCGCGGCGCCGCGGGGUCUGCAGCGGCGGCGGCGGCGCUGGGGCGGCGCGGCGGUCCGGUCGGCAUAGGCAGCGGCGGUGGUGCGAGCCCACAGGCGGCGGCGACGGGCAAAAUUAAGUCGACUUGA